ACGCCGUGCUCCCGCCCCACGCGUGCUCCCGGCCCGGCCCCGCCGCACUACAACUCCCGGGGAGCCCCGCGCCGCGCGUCAGGCGCCCGCGCCGGGCCGGGCCGAGCUUGAGCUGAGUUUAACUGUGCUGGGCCGAGCUGUGCUGAGUUUAACUGAGCUGGGCCGAGCUGCCCCGGGCCGCUCCGCACCGCCGCCAUGCAGAUGUCCUUCUACUUCUCGGACACGGCAGUGCUGCUUUUUGACUUCUGGAGCGUCCACACCCCCACAGGGAUGGCGCUCUCGGUGCUGGUGAUCCUGCUGCUGUCGAUGCUUUACGAAGCCGUCAAGAUGGGCAAGGCCAUGCUGCUGCGGCGGGCGCUGCUGGCUCUGCCCCGCAGCCUCAGCCGGGAGUCGCUGGCGGAGCCGGAGGAGGGGGACACCGGCCCCACGCAGGGCAGGUGGUUUCAGUACCAUGUUGGCCAGACGCUGUUCCACGUGGUGCAGGUGGUGCUGGGCUACAUGGUGAUGCUGGCCGUCAUGUCCUACAACGCCUGGAUCUUCCUCGGGGCCAUCGCGGGCUCCACGCUGGGCUAUUUUGUGGUGUACCCCCUGCUCGGCCGGGGCUAGGCACCCCCCCACCCCCCCGAGAUGGUGGACGAUGCGCUUCACGCCUCCUGCUACUUUGUCUGGAAUAGCUGCUGUCACUUCUGCUGGGUCUGUCGAUGUCCCUGUGCUGCGCGGGACGCAGCACCCCAGGGACUUGCUGCGGGGACCCUCAGAGCUGGCCCGACGUGGGGGGGGGGAGGCGCUGGGGAAGGAGAGCCCCAUGGCCAGCACUGCCACCCGUCCGUGGCUGGUGGCUGUCCCCCGGCUCUCGGGGAGCUUUGGCUGGGUGAUAACAGCAGCGGGAUUCCGGGUAUUUCCUUCUCCCCCCGCUUUUCAGGGGCGGGGUUCAUCCUGGCUGGAACAGGAAUGGUCCAGUGACCUGCUGGGGAAGGGGACGUGCUGGGGACAGGCACCCCUGCCCACAGCUGCCCUGCACCAAGCCCCUUUUCACACAGUGCCUUUUGGGAAUAAUGGGGGUCCUGCUGCACCCCACCGCCCCCCAUACACGCAGCGCUUCAGGGAUGGGGGCAGAGCAGCCCCCGAACCGUCGGUGUGGCCGUGCCGAGGGGAAGCUGCUGCUGUGGGUGCCUCUUGCUGCUUCCUCGGGACAUCCCUUUUAAUAAACUCAGCUGUCGUUCGGC
Tyto alba (common barn owl) is the source of this 1226-nucleotide messenger RNA. RefSeq names its product solute carrier family 31 member 2 (gene SLC31A2). Gene Ontology annotation, molecular function: copper ion transmembrane transporter activity. The coding region runs from base 196 to 606 and encodes 136 amino acids. The record is from RefSeq and is a predicted model, not a curated record. NCBI's taxonomy places the organism in Eukaryota, Metazoa, Chordata, Aves, Strigiformes, Tytonidae. The transcript has 4 exons. Gene Ontology annotation, biological process: copper ion transmembrane transport. Gene Ontology annotation, cellular component: membrane.